Messenger RNA from Fonsecaea pedrosoi CBS 271.37, 612 nucleotides. RefSeq lists its product as uncharacterized. Gene Ontology annotation, molecular function: serine-type exopeptidase activity; dipeptidyl-peptidase activity. The transcript has 3 exons. Gene Ontology annotation, biological process: proteolysis. The coding region runs from base 1 to 612 and encodes 203 amino acids. The record is from RefSeq and is a predicted model, not a curated record. Lineage: Eukaryota; Fungi; Ascomycota; Eurotiomycetes; Chaetothyriales; Herpotrichiellaceae.
AUGUUAGUUUCCUUCGCUCUCCUGGCAUUGACAGCGGCACAGACUGCCUUUGGGCAGACCGGCGUCAACUGCACUCAUCCAACUGCGUUCUACGAUCAGAAGAUCGACCAUAAUUCCACCAAGAGCGGGACCUUUAGACAACAAUAUCAACUUAUCAUGGACCACUACAAACCAGGAGGUCCGAUCCUGUUCCUCCAGGGAGCCGAGACCGCCAAUCUCUCGUGCUUGGAAGAGAUGGUCUUUGAAGACUGGGCGCCAACCUUGGGUGCUGCCGUGGUGCAACUCGAACACCGUUUCUUCGGCGUCAGCAAUCCAAGCAUCGCCUCCAACGUCACUCAGCGCUUUGCCACACUCACCGUGGAGAACGUUCUUGGGGACUCUGUUGCUUUUGUCCAAUACUUGAAGAAAAACAAUACCAAACUGAGAGAUGCCAAGGUCAUUGCACAUGGCGGCUCCUAUGGGGGUUGGCUAUCUGCCAUGCUCCGACUUAACCACCCAGAGACUUUCUAUGGCUCAAUUGCCUGGGCUGGACCAACCGAGAGCCUUGGGCCGAAUUCUUCAAAUCCUGCGCGUGGGAAUUGGUACACCUUUGUAAGCAUACCUGAUCGCUAG